Molecule: messenger RNA, 1038 nt
Organism: Pochonia chlamydosporia 170
Lineage: Eukaryota; Fungi; Ascomycota; Sordariomycetes; Hypocreales; Clavicipitaceae
Product: transposase-like protein
Exons: 2
Coding region: 1-1038 (345 amino acids)
Source: RefSeq, a predicted model, not a curated record
AUGACCGACCCGGCAGUAUUUCUGGAGGCAAUAGCGCAGGAUAAACUUGAUAACCGCAUCACCAUUCUCAACCGGUGCCGCUGCGUUUUCUCCCCCGAAACUCCGCCGAAGCCAUACUCCACCGUUCGUUUCCGAAGCGACCCUGAAUGGGUCGAUGAGGACUACCGACCUCGCAAAGCAUUGUUGGGGCUGCCGAACCUCCGACGUUCCCACGCCGGCGCGGCUAUGACGCCACACUUGAUGGGGAUUGUCCGAAAAUACAAUUUAGCGCACCGAAUCGGCUACUUUACCGGGGACAAUGACGCAAAGAAUGACACUUGUCUCCGCCAGCUUGCGGUUGAGUUAUCACAGGAAUACGGCCUUGCAUUUGAGCCAGUGUCGGCUCGAACACGGUGUGCUGGCCACAUCGUUAACCUGUCCUUGCCAGCUUUUCUCUUCGCAACUAGCGAGGACGCCUUGCAGGCGGCUAUUGAACAGGCGCAAGAUGAAGCGAGUGACUUAACAGUUGUGGAUGCAUUGCAUGACCAGAUGCACUUGAAUACCCGCCAAUCCACCCACGGCAAACGCAAGAAACGCAAUGAUAACGGCGGCUGGCGGAGCAUCGGCCCUCUGGGUAAACUCCACAACAAUGCUGUGUUCAUCCGUAAUUCCACGGUGCGUAACGACGCAUGGGAUGACAUUGCAGGAAAAGCACUAGGGAUUGACAAUAUCACACGAUGGAACUCGUGGUUUAAAUUGCUUGAUGCAGCUAUAAGCCAGGAGGGUCCAUUGUCAAUAUUCCUCAACCAAUACCACAAUGAGUUGGAAGACGACAUCCUCACACACGAUGACUGGCAAGUACUCAAAAUGACCCAUGAGUUCUUGCAGCCGUUUUGCCAGGCUAGCUUGGAGCAGCAAAUGGAGUGGGCAUCAAUAGACCAGGUCCUAGAGAACAUGGAUAUUCUCUUUAUGCAGUUUGAAAAUGCCAAGGUCAAAUACGUGGACAAUGCACAAAUGGUUAAUUCUGUGCAUAUGGGCUGGUGGGUGCUCUCAAAGUAA